Phyllopteryx taeniolatus (common seadragon) is the source of this 6671-nucleotide messenger RNA. It is a transcript of the gene lzts3b, whose product is annotated as leucine zipper, putative tumor suppressor family member 3b. Bases 2014 to 4923 code for a protein of 969 amino acids. Gene Ontology annotation, cellular component: dendritic spine. The record is from RefSeq and is a predicted model, not a curated record. The transcript has 7 exons. NCBI's taxonomy places the organism in Eukaryota, Metazoa, Chordata, Actinopteri, Syngnathiformes, Syngnathidae. Gene Ontology annotation, biological process: regulation of dendritic spine morphogenesis.
AUCGCCUGUGACGACGGAGCGCCUCGCUGGUCGCUAUAAGGUGGGGAGGGGUAUAAAAGAAUAAUAAUAAUAAUAAUAAUAACAAUAAGAGAUGGUGCGUUUGAACGCCCGUCAAUGUCAACGAGGCCCGUGGAUUUGAUUCGGAUGAGACAAGGGAGUUCGGGAUGGCGGAGAGGAUUUCACGCGUGGGGCUGCAGCCUGCACGCGGCCUAGUGAGUGCGUUGGAAGCGCGGUGCAAUGGGAGCUCGAUGCGGAUGCCGCUAUAAAGCCGCCCUUGCCGCCCAGGGAUGCAGAGAAAAGGGGGGGGGGGGGGGUCGUGAGUGGAGGGACAUAACCACCGUGGCACCUAUAUAGACACUAUUCCACUACUACUACUACUGCUACUACAGUCACCCAAGAGGAAGUAACGAUACUGUAUGUAACAUUCAUACUUGUUUCGUGGCUGUGCAUGUUUACGUGUGCUAAUAUCCAUCUUAAAUGGCUUUUACACUCAGCUACCAUAACAUUAAGUGCACCUGCAUCCACGCGUGUUUUUAAAGAAAGUGCUAUUGAGACAUGUUAUUUGAGGCACAUCUCAGGAUGAAGUAGUGCAAUUGUACUGUACACCGUUGCAAACGACAACCAACAAUAAGCAUAUUGUUGAGUUAGUAGCGCCAACGCCGUACGUUUAAACUGAGCGUUAUUAUAUUUGCGUAGUUACAAACACAGCCAUUAUGGUAAAUCAGAGUAUAGUGCUUGCAUCGAGUGUGCAACAUUAUUUCAUAUUUACUGUUUUAUGUAAAAGCGCCUAAUCGUAUGAUUUUAUAUUGUGCCCAUACAUUUACAUACCCUGGAAGAAAUAGUGAAAUAUUGGCAAUUUUCUGGAAGAUAUAACAGAUCAUGCAGAAAAUUCUCUGAACUGCUAAAGCCAUUUUUUAUCACGUGAUUUUUAAAUAAUAAUUAACUGAAAUUCUCCCAACUGGCACUUGAAUGUAUGGACUGAUAAUACCCACAUAUUGACAUACGCGGGUUUAAAUGGCUAAGAAAGGUAAGUUUCCACACUUUUGACUCUUUUUGAUUGGCGUCAGUGUAGUUAAUGAGUUUCUAAGCGCUUGAGAAACCAAAUGUACAUUUCAUCCAGGUCUGCACUGAACUGGAACUGUCAAAUGUAAACAAAAGAAGACAGUUGAACUUUAAAUAUCAGGAAAAUAAUACAAAAAAAAUACAUCUAAAGAUGUGAAAACGUCAAUGGGUAGUGUUCAAAGUCUGAUAAAGAAGCGGAAAAGAAGGGAUUCUGUUGAAAACAAGCCAUGGUCAGGCAGAGCAACAUAAAAUUUCAGCCAUAACUUCGAUGAAGAUUCUUCGGGAUGUAAAUAGAAAGAUAAAAGUAAUUUCAGCUGAAAUAUAUGCUUCUCUGAAAAAAAAAAAAGUUUUGCUCAUAUUUUCUUCAAACAAUGGUGUGUAAAUUUAUGAGCACAAUGCUGGAUUAAGAUUAUUAUUACAGUUUAAACAUGAAACAUAUUGCCCCCAUGUGGAGUAAAGAGAAUAUUCUGCCUUGAUUUGCUAAUUUGAAGAUGAAUUGAAUUUUCAUUUUGAUGCUAAAUGAUACAUGAUACCCGCAAAGACAAGCUCAUGCUCCUUUUAGGUUAGCAUGUUAGCAUGCUGCUAUAAGGGGUGGCUAAAUUUGUUCCUCCUGUUUCCAAAUGUUUGCAGAAUUGUCUGCGUCAAACAUGUUUUUGUCACAUUAUAACGCGAGGCCUUAAUAAUUCAAAUUCAUCCAUUCAGGAUACAGUUUCAUGUCAUUCAGUCAACGGCCAACAAAUCGCGUCCGCUCUCCGUUUAGUCGUCUGCAUCUAAUUCUAUGAAUGCAAUAACAAUAUUGUAUAACACCUCUCAUUUCUCUGUGUUCCUCUAGUGUGUGUGCUCCCACUACCUGCAUUAGGUUGUGAUGACCCACACUGCAUCCAAAUGUUUCUGUGACCCUCCCCAAACCUGACUCCUAACCUCUAACCCCUGACCUUUGACCCCCACACUAUGGGCAGUGUUGGCAGUGGGGUGGCAGGCGAGCAGGAAUUUGCCAUGAAGUCCGUUGGCACGAGGACCACGCUGCCCCGCGCCCCUCCUCUCUCACGGCGUUGCCCUGGUGACCGCAGCUGCAGCGCAGAGCGUCUGCCCCGACCCGCCGCCACUAUAUCCGACGGGACGGCCUCUAGCGACGAGCGAGGGAGCGUUAGUAUCAGCACCGGGACCUGUACCGACCGGCCGACCGAAACGGCCUCCACCACCAACACGGAAUGUACCAUGGCGGCGGCCAACAACAAUAGCCAGCUGGAGUGCGGCAACGCGGCUAUCAGGAGGGAGUGGGAAAGGGAGAGGCAACGUGAACGGGGGAGAGACAGGGACCGGGACCGAGACUGGGACCGGGAGAGGUUGGAUAGGGAGCGAGAGCGUGAGAGGAACAGGGAGAGAGAGCGGGAACGGGUGGAGAGGGAGAGGCUGGAACGAGAGCGGGAGAGAGAACGGGAGAGAGCCCGGGAGAGGGAGAGGGAGAGGAUCGAGAGGGAGAAGAUCGAAAGGGAGCGGGAGCGAGAACGGGAAAGAGAGAGGGAUAGGGAACGGGAGAGGCUGGAGGGGGAACGACUGGAGAGAGAGAUGCAGGCCGCCGGUCUGGACGUGUGCGGGAACGUCGUGGGCCGAGGCGCCAACGAGAAGAACGGUGUUGGGGUGAACCAGCAUCAACACAGAGAGAUGGUAGCCGCCAGAACCGACGCUGAGAACAACCAAGCGGGACACAACCCACCCAAAAUCAUGGCGGUGUCAGGAAAACUGGAGCAGGCAAUGCAGAGAGACUCCGGCCUCGUUCGUCCGUCCGCCUUCAAACCGGUGGUUCCGAAGAGUUUCCACUCCAUGCAGAACCUGGUGGGCCAGGCGGGCGGGGCUGGGAGCGAGGGCAAGAGCGAGGCGAGGGGCGAAGGCUUCGGUGAGGGAAGAGGCGGCAGGAGGGGCAGGGAUGGUGGAGGGGGAGAGUCGGGAGAGGUGCCGGAGGCCCUCCUCCUGGACCAGGAAAGCCCGGUGAGGGUCAGCAGAGGUGAGGGUGUGGGAAAUCCCAAUGAGGUUGUUCAGGGGGGUAUGUCCGACUCUGGCAGGAACUCUCUGACCAGCCUGCCCACCUACACGGGUUCGGGCUCUGGCUGUGGACCCCCGGCUGUAUUGGGGCCGCUGAGUGCCUCCACAAGCCACAUCAACAGGUUGGGCAUGGCUGGGGCGGCAGCGGGCUUGGACAAGUUAGAAAAGCCUGGCUACCAGAACGGGCUUUGUGCGUCGGACAGCGGUCGAUCUUCGUCGGGGAAGAGCUCCUCGUCCUAUCAGAGGCUGAGUCACAUGAGUGAUGCACCGGGACCAUUACGCCCCUCCCCUUCCUCGGAUGACAUCAUCCAGGACCUGGAGGACCGCUUGUGGGAGAAAGAGCAAGAGGUGCAGCACAUGCGCCGCAACUUGGACCAAAGUGAAGCCGCCAUCAUUCAGGUGUUUGAGGAGAAGCAGCGCGUGUGGGAGCGACAGAUGGACGAGUUGAGACAGAACUAUGCCACGCGCCUGCAGCAGGUUACGCGGCGUGCACAGCGUUCGCAGACCGCCCUGCAGGCCCAGAUAACCCGUUUGUCCCAAGACAAGAGGAGGCUCCAGGAGGAGAUGGCUGCCCUGCUUGCCCAGCGGGAGGAGCUGGAGCGAAAGUGUCUGGAUUACAGGAAGGAGCAGGCUGACAUAUUACCACGUCUGGAGGAGACCAAGUGGGAGGUGUGUCAGAAGGCCGGCGAGAUCUCCCUGCUGAAGCAGCAGCUGAGGGAAAGCCAGGCAGAGGUAACGCAGCGGGCGGGGGAGAUGGUGGCUCUGAGGGGCCAGCUCAAAGAACUCAAUGCCCAGCUGAGGGAGCAGGAGGAGGCCAUGCUCGGACUGAAGGAGUCCUACAGCACCAAAGGUCUGGAGCUGGAGAAGUGCGAGGCGGACCUGAGGAGGACUCUGUCGGAGGUGUCCAUCCUUCGAGAGAAGCUGGGUGUUUUCGAGGUAGAGGUGCUGAGUCUAAAACGAGCUCUGAAUGAAGUCAGCAGAGGUGCCGAGGUUGUCAUGAGCCCAAACUUAGCUGCUGCAGGCCUGUUGCCACCCUGGGGAAUGGUCCACUGCCCGCGAACGCCCGGCGAUCCGUCAACCAACUCCCUCCUCCCUACGGCCGACACGCUGCUGAGUCUUCAGAGUGACGAAGCCAAAGCCCAGAGGCAGGAGGCUCAGCGGCAACGCGAGGAAGCGCAGUGGCAACAGCAGCAGCGUCAGGAUGCCCACAUGCAGCAGGACAUGCAGAUGCGGCAGGACGCUCACCUCCGCCACGAAGCCCAACUCCGCCACGAGGCCCAGCUGCGCCAUGAGGCCCAGCUCUGUCAGGAGGCCCAGCAGCGGCAGCAGGACGCUCACUGGGACGAGGCUGGCGAGCUGCGCAGACAGCUGGAGCAGCUGCAGGCCGCCCUGCGCCUCGAGCGGCAGCAACGCGAGCGCCAGGCCCUCAACUUCGACCAGGAGCGACACACCUGGCAGGACGAGAAGGAGCGGGUGUUGAAAUACCAGGCCCAGUUGCAGCUGAGCUACGUGGAGACCCUGCAGAAGAACCAGGCUUUGGAGAAACGGAUGAGCCAGCUGGGAAACAAACCCAGCACCAUGUGCACCGUCCCCACCACCACUGUCACCAACAGCUCCCCUUCCUCUUCCUCCAGUUCUCCACCUCCACAAUCUCUCUCAGCUCUCUCUCCUCAGCCACCACCAUCUAUCCCCGGUCCCAUCACCCUCACCCUGUCCCCGCCUUGCGAAGACCAAAAGGGCCCGCCAUCCCUCCACCAGCUUGCCCCUCCUUGGGCAGGACCCUCCCGCCUGGAGAGGAUAGAGUCCACUGAAAUUUAAGAAGACAACAUGCAUGAAAACGCUCCCAAAAUUGCCCAACAAACACACUCACAAAAUACCACAUCACAUCGUACUGUAAGAGAAUUUCAGCUGACCAUAGUCAUAAAAACACCAAACACAAGCAGGUUGAUUAAAACAGAAAAUGUCCACACAAAGUUGCACACCACCUCCUGCAUUAUCAGAAGGGGGGAAAAAAACGUGUGCCACACUGCAGGACAACAAACUGACUAUGUUUAGGUGACAGCACUAACACAGUGGUCGUUUAUUUCAUUCCCGUGCCAGGAAAAAAAGGACCAAGACAAUCAGGGAUAUUGUCAGAAAUUACAAAGAGUAUUAUCAUUAUUAUUAUUAUGCGAUAUUUAUUAUUCAUUGUAAGUCUGUCUCAGUCGUAUAACGUACAAGUAGAACUAGUGGUCAGAGUGUGUGACGUUAACCUGCAUUUUUGGCCAGAGAGCGCCUUACUCCAUCUUUUCCAGCAUGUGUAAGAAAAUAACUAUUGCUGGGAUCCAGAAAAAAAAAAAUCAAGUGUGAAUAUAAUUUUCAGUGCUUUGAUUAUAUAUAUUUAUCUAUAUAGGUCACCCACUUAUUCCACAUUAGGUGACAUCACGCUGUACUUUUCCCAUUGAAGUCGGUUUUCAUGACAUUUCAUGCACAACGUCCAACAUGCAUGAGUCAAACAUAUCCUCAAAUCCAACAGAGCUUAUAUUUUGUAAAAUAAUAAUAAUAAAUUAAUUAUAUGUUUAGCUGAUAAUCAACCCAAUCCAAAUAUGAGAAGUUUUAAGUUUACCUUCACCUGCGGUGACUAAAAAUGAACCCUAGAGGUCGGUAUUGAUCUAUCACGGUGCUCCAAGAUGACUUUCUUUCCUCCUUAAACUGUAUAACAGUGGAAACAAAUGAAUGGAAGCACACCAUCUCAAUUUGCUUAAUGUCAGGAAAUAAAUCCCAAAGUUAAAAACAAAUAAAAUAAUAGAGAAUGUAUGUUAUAGAAGAAAUAAAUACUUAUAGUUAUAGAUUGUACAUGUGUGUGAAUGAAGAAGUGUGUGUGUGUGUGUGUGUGUGUGCGCGUGCCAGUUUAUAAAGACUGAUGAUAGAGGGACUAGUGGCAAUAUUGCAAGUAAAAAUAUAUAAGAAAAAAUUAUUUGAUUUUUGUUAAGUAGAGUAAAAUGGAGACAAAGAGAAGUGGGUGUUAGAUUUUGUGCAUCUGUUUAUCUGCAUAGUUUAUUCAGACUGAAUAGUGGGAGCGUUCAGCCUAACUGCACUACAUCAUGUCCAGUUGACAUGUACAUUAGACUUCAGUAUGAAUACCAUGGCUUUUAUAUGUGUUGUUCAUGCCGGCAUACAAGGAUGUUGCUCAAGAAUAUUAAUGUAUCGCUAGGGAAUCACAUAGUAUUAUCAUCUUUAUUACUGUUAUUAUAAAUAUGGUAAAAUGACAAAGAAAAUGUGCCAUUGAGGUUUUUUUUCCUUUGUUUUUUUUUUUUUUUUUACUGUGUAGAUAGCAUAUUGGCCUAUCAUAACGGUGUAACCAUGACCACAUUGUUCCCUCAACCCCCCAAAAAAGAGAAAAGAUGCUCCUUUUGAUGUAGAUGAUAAACGUAGUUACAGUAUUGCAUUGUUUAGAGAGCAAAAUGCUAUCAAUUUUAUACAUGUUUCAGGUUUAUUGUUUACAGAUAUGUUAUUAGUAUUGUUCUGGCUUGAUUAAAACCACAUCUUUGUUCAAAUCAGCUGACUGAAUAAACGUGACUAAUUCA